AUGACAGACCACAGAGCGCGGGACCGCGCCCAAGGCAGCCAAGAUAUUAUCAACUUCGCCAUCAGUUCGAUCGACCGCGUACGAGAUAUUGCAUGGGGCAUUAUCCGCCAGGACCCGAAGCCGUUCUGCAGGAAUCCUCGCAGCGCCCUGGACCCGAAGCCGUUCUGCAAGAAUCUUCGCAGCGCCCUGGAUGGCGUCAAAAUGGAGCUGCUGAGGCCUAAUCAAAGCCAAGACGAGGCUCAGCUGAAGAAGGUGAAAAGCCUACUAAACAAUUUAGAGAGAUUGUGCAACGUGCGUUUUUCUUCUUCUUCUUCUUCUUUGGUUUGCCCGGCUGCCUGCCGGGACGUCGGCCUGGCAGGUGUGCGGAAUUCCACAUACAACCACGAAUCUCGUGGCUCUUUACCCCCUCCUGCUGGCUGGAUCAUUUACUAUUGGCCACGUCGGAGCGAGCACAAAGCAAAUCAGUGGCCCACGCUCAAGGCUAUCCGCUCCGGUCCAUCUACAGAAAGGGCAAGAAUUUGCCUUUACAAUGUUGCCGUGGAACCCAAUAAGAAGGACUACAGGGCGGAUGCGAUCAAGAAACUCAAGGACUAUUCGGCAGCGACUUGGAAGCAGGAGGCGGCCGAAGCGGCGCAGGUCAACGAUGCCUCAGUGACUUCCCCAGCACCCCAUAAUAGCCACGAGCUCGACGAUGACAUCCAGUACCUUUAUAAGAUUUUGAAGCAGUAUCGGUCAUGCCAAAAUGAUCAAUCUCCUGGCGAUAUCGUGAUCAAUCUCCGGCUUAACGGUUACAGAAACCUUACGGCAAGCGGUGCCUCGGUCGAAAUUUUGGCGGAGAAUGCCUCGGCGGAAUUCGGCAUUCUAUUACUCGACCAUCCGCACAAAAACCAAGGCUUCUGGCAAGAGGCUAGCAUCCAAACAGUUUCCCCUUCAGGGCCAGAGGCUCCAACAGUACAAGUUACUGAUGAAGAUGUGGCACCCGGACAUAUGGGUACGCUCGCGAUGGAGGCGAUAGUUGAGCACGACUGCAUUCCCUUCGAGAGCUUCUGUGAGCGCAUUAGCAAUCGCGACCAGGGCCUGUUGCGCAUGUCCACGCGGGACGACAAAUUGGUAUAUCAUAGACCAGGCGAUCUGAGCCGCGAAUGGCUACCUCAUGUAGAGGCUGUACCAUUGGCAAGCCUCUUCUCCAGGCCAGACCUGUAUCUGCUUGACAAGUCUAAGGCAAUCCUGGCGAUGCUGGCGGCCAAGGCGACGUGGGAAUUUUACGACAGCGACCUUCUCGCCCAGGGGCUGACGAGCGAAACUGUGCAGUUCAUCUGUGAGAAGCGAUCUGGAAGAACAGGAGUCUUCAUCAACGAGCCGAUGCUGCUGACCCAGUACAUGGAAAAGGAUGGCACAAGCACCAGGGAUGGUAAGUCUGACAGCCGCUUGGCCACCCUGAGUACGGAGACUAUUCAUGACAUGCCCCGGAUCCUUGCGCUCGGUAUAUUGCUAUUGGAGCUAGAGACCAGGAAACCCAUGAAGACGCACCGGGAAAACCGCAGACUUUGCCCCCCGGGGCCGUUUGGUAUUAACACCGAUUACAAGAUCGCCUGCAAGCUCAUCGCUACUGGUCCCGAUGCCAGUGAAAGCAUUAUAUCCGACAUAGAACCUCUGUCCCCUCUGAGGAAGAUCUUGCCUCUUUGCAUCACGCCCGGGAGUCUCGAGAGGAAGAUCGGAGAGGAUCUUAGUGCUCGGGGCUUGGCUAAAUCCGCCUCUCAAGUCAACAAGCAGAAUGCCCUGCGUUCUGUUAUCUACAACGAGCUGGUCCGCCCCUUGGAAGACUGGGCAAAACGAUAUACCGAUUUCGACCGCAUCAAGCCUCUGUACGAGGUCUCGGCUGUGCCGGCCAGGCACAGACCUGAACGACCGCCGAUUCAACCCCAGACAGCCUCUCCGGCGAAACUCUUAGCCAAUGUGGCGGAGGAUAAAUUUCGCAAAGACUCGCAGGAGUGGUUCCGUCUGUAUGAAGAGCUCCGAGACGUUCUGCAGCCAGCAGAAGAAGAGAAAAAGUCGGGUUACAAAGCCGUGAAGAUUGCCGUAUUAGACACCGGCAUUAGUAAGGACCUCUACACAUAUCAUAGAGAAUGGCCCGGCGAUUUUGAGUAUGUGGACUUUGUCGACACGGCCCGUCAGGAUGAGGGCCCCAUCGGAGACAAAAACACGGAGCAUGGGACCGCCGCUGUGUUGCUCCUAACAAAGAUGUGUCCAAAUGCAAGUUACUGCGUAGCUAGAGUGCUCAAGGAGAAUGUCGCAUUACAGUCUGAUGCCGUCUUGAUAGCGAAGGGCAUUGACUGGGCCAUUGAUCAAAAGGUAGAUAUCAUUACCAUGGCUAUCGGUUUCCAGGUGGCGCAAAAAGCCAUAGUGGAGGCGAUCCGCCGGGCGCACACGCAGGGCAUCCUCAUCUUCUCGGCAGCCUCCAACAAGGGCAGACUCGAGAAUGUUUACUGCCCUGCCAACAUGAUUGAAGAGGUGUUCGGCAUCUUCUCGACCAAUGCAGGCAUCUACCAUUCCAGCUCGCUGAACCCGGCGCCGCUGCCAGAGAGCUUCGCCGUCUUUGGCGAAAAUAUCGAGUUGGAGGAGGGCCUCCCGCUUUGCAGAGGCACCUCGUACUCAACGUCGGUUGCAGCAGGUCUAGCGGCCGCCCUGCUCGACUUCUCGCGGCAGGAUCGGGCCAAGGAUGACGAGUCCAUCCUCUCCCAGCUCGGCAGCCGGCCGCACAUGCGAAGCGUGUUCCGGGAGAUGGCGGUGAUGCCCCGCAAGGAGUACCUCUGCCUGCAACCGUGGUCGCUGCUGAAGAGUGCGACGGCGUCCGAGAAGGUACCGCGUGAUCAGCAGCGGGAUUGGAUUCGGGGCAGCAUCGAGCGUUGGCUGGAGCCCAAUUGGCUCCUUCGGGCCGGGCGAUUUUGA
Molecule: messenger RNA, 2949 nt
Organism: Colletotrichum costaricense
Lineage: Eukaryota; Fungi; Ascomycota; Sordariomycetes; Glomerellales; Glomerellaceae
Product: extracellular alkaline serine protease
Exons: 5
Coding region: 1-2949 (982 amino acids)
Biological process (GO): proteolysis
Molecular function (GO): serine-type endopeptidase activity
Source: RefSeq, a predicted model, not a curated record